Molecule: messenger RNA, 1944 nt
Organism: Eupeodes corollae
Lineage: Eukaryota; Metazoa; Arthropoda; Insecta; Diptera; Syrphidae
Product: piggyBac transposable element-derived protein 4-like
Exons: 1
Coding region: 1-1734 (577 amino acids)
Source: RefSeq, a predicted model, not a curated record
AUGGAAGAAAGUGACGAAGAUUUUUCAAGCGACGAUUUGGACUUUGAUGAUAAUUGGCUACCAAACGAUGAUCCUAACUCAGAUACCGACUCGGAACAUGAAGAUUUGAACGCGGUUGAUGCGGAAAUUCUAGAAGGUGAUGAGGAAGAGAUGCUUGAAGAAACCGAGGAAUCACCAACCCUGAUUGAUACAAGUGACAAUGUACGCUGGAUGGAGUUUUCUUCCCGCCAAAAAACCUUUACUUUCACUGGAAAGUCGGGUUUCCUAAUAGACGUGCCUUCAACUAUAAGCUGCCUUGAAGCCUUUUAUCUUUUUGUUGAUGAGGAGGUUAUACAACUUAUAGUUUUGGAAACAAAUAGGUAUGCGGAGCAGCAAAUACAUCGCGUUCCAAUAACUCGUGCAUCAAGAAAGAAGAAAUGGGUUCCCACAAACGCCACAGAGAUAAGAAAAUUCCUCGGGCUUUUACUGUGGAUGGGCCUCGUAAAGGUGGGAUUGUUGGAAGACUAUUGGUCGAAGAAAAAUCUUUACAAUUUUGGCAUUCCUGCUAAAACUAUGUCCAGAAAUCGGUUUCAACUUCUUCUAAACUUCAUUCAUUUUACUGACAACACGUCCAUAGCGGCAGGAGAUAGAAUUGGAAAACUAAAACCUCUUCUGGACAUGCUGCAGACGAAGUUUCAGAGGGUGAUUAUACCCGGAGAAAAUAUGGUCAUAGAUGAAACGGUAAUUCCUUGGAGAGGCAGGCUAGUCUUCCGACAAUAUAUACCAAACAAAGCCCAUCCUUAUGGUAUUAAGUUAUUCAAACUUUGCUCGACAGAAGGAUUCACUUGGUCUACUAAAAUUUACUCCGGCAAAAGCUCAACAGGUGUUCGAGAAGUUGGUUUGGCAAAAAAUGUUUGUGAAGAACUAAGUUCUUUGUUGAAAGGAGAAGGUCGCACUCUAUUUGUUGACAAUUUUUAUACGAGCUACGAACUGGCACGCUCCAUGCUUGACCAAAAAACGCAUGUAGUUGGGACACUUCGAGCGAACAAAAAAUUCUGCCCAAAAGAGGUUAUGAAUGCACAGCUAAAGAGAGGAGAAAUGGUUGCACGUGAGGAAGAAAACGGCAUUGUUGUUCUAAAGUGGAAGGACACCCGAGAUGUCAGGAUGCUAUCGACAAAACAUGCUCCUGUUAUGGCUGCCGUAUCUGACCAAUCGAUUCCUGACCCAAAUAUUCCAUCCACCAGUAGAGGCAGGAGAAUAAACCGACGCCAGGGAAAUCGUGAAAAGCCUCUUGCUAUUAUUGAAUAUAACAAAGGCAAGUCGGGCAUUGAUCUAUCGGACCAAAUGGCUUCAUAUGCUACAACACUGAGAAGAGGUCUCAAGUGGUACAGAAAAGUUGCCAUUGAAUUUUUGCUGGGAAUGGCAGUUGUAAAUUCUUUUUUAGUUUACAAAAAAGCCACGAAAAGUGUUAUGCAAAUUAGAAAAUUUCGAGAGCAGGUUGCUGAAGGAUUAUUGGACCUUCUUUCUCCACAACCCGUUGCUUCAAAGAAACAUUAUAUUGAAAAAAGAAAGGAUGCAAAUGGUAAAACCAUAAGACGGGCUUGCGUUUUGUGUUAUGCCCAAACAAAAAAAUCCUCUGAUAGAAAAACUGCUAGGAACAGCAUAAAAAGAACAACAACAUUUUGUCCAGAGUGCCCCAACAAACCCCAGCUAUGCGUUACUUGCUUUCCAAAAUAUUCACAUUCAAAAAGGUAAUUUACAUAAAAUAUCUCUUCAAAUUAGUUAAUUUCAACUGAUUUCUUUUUAGACAGUAAACCUGAAUCUUUGGGAAUUUUGAAACAAAUUUUAGAAUAAGUAAUAGUGAACUAAUAAAUUUUUAUUUUUAACUUAAUUUUUAGAAUGAAAUAAUAUUGUUAUUUUUUUAUUUUUUUUUCUGAAUAAAAAAAAGUUAUAAAAAUGAAGUAU